AUGCCCACUCCUCGUACCCCCCGUCGAACCCCCAAUCGUGGGAGCGCGAGACCGGCCCAGUUUAAGGAGAUUAAACCUCUCGAUCUCGGUGAGGCUUUGGGGCCCCAUGAUUCAGCUACAGUGAGAGAAAAGGUUCGCAAGUGGCAGCAGCUCGGUGGAGGGGUCGUGAUAGCGCCAGAUGUUGGGGCCGGCAGUGACGAGGACGAAAGCUCGUCAGGAGCCGCUAAGGUGAAGGAGCCAAAGCAAACACCAGAUAAAAGCCCAGCGGCAAGCAAACGGCCUACUACGCCCAAGGACAAGACUACUCCAGAGCCUGACCGGAAGACGAAGAGCCCUACCAAGACAAAGGUCACGCCGCGGACAACACCUCGGUCUACACCUAGAACUACACCUAAGAAACGAGUGGUCAGCGAUGCCCACUGGCGACGGAACAGGUCUCCUCCUCCCAGCUCCAGUGCCCCCUCGUCUGCACAUGCUACCCCAACUAGACGUAAAGAUGUGCUACAACGGUAUGAGGAGGCCAAGGAAAAAGCAGCAAGGUCAUCUGGCAUCAAGGACAAUGACGGAAUUGCAGUCUAUCCGGGGCCAUUACGGGUUCCCGAAACUCUCAAGUCGACCUCUUCUGCGUGGAGUUCUGACGUAGGCUCCUCUGCUGGCGAAGGGACCCCAGACUACAGCGGCCACGAAAAGACUUCGCCCCAGAAACGUACGCCAAAGAGGACUCUGAGGCCGAACUAUUGUGUCAACGAUGACAAGCCUCGUCUAGGCUCACCUAGGAGGAAGAUCCAAUCUCCGGAUAUACCUCGAGCAAGCAGCCCACGGAAAAAAUCUCUUUCGCCAAAUCAGGCUGAAUCUCCUCCAGAGCCAGCUCCUGCAAAGCCUGAACGAGCUGAACCGGUUCGAAGAAGUGAAAUUAGGCCACACAAUCUGCUUUCGGGGAACAUCAUCUCUCAGGUCAUAGAUGAGUCUAAGAAGAUGUUUGCGAGCAUAAAACCCCCAGAGCCAUCACCACCUCCCCAGCAACAUCAGUCUUCUCCGGGACCGUCAGUGCCUCAUGGAUCUAAGGUUGAGGCCUGGUUAUCAUCUACAGCCAAUGCCGAUCCUUUUGUUGACGACAAUACUUCAACCAUCAGCGCGCCAGAGCCCUUGAGAUCUUCUACUACCAGAUCGUCCAUCCCGCAUAAAGAACACUCGGAUAGUGAGUGUGAACACGAGAGCACGAAGAAACGCCCAUCUCCUUCCUCAGACACCAAAGUACGGCCGACCAAACCCGUUAGGGGAAAAUACGACUAUUCCGAUGGAAGUGACAGUGACGAAACACAUAGGGCCAAGUCCACUCCACGCAGAAGGGAGUCCAAAUCUGAUAUGUCGGUAGACAGUGUCACUGAUUCCCAGCCUUCUACUUUAAACCGAGGAAAAGCAUCUUCUAAAUCGCGACGACACUUGAGCGCAUCUACAGAGGCAGAGAGAAUGUCUAAGCUGAGAGAGUCGGUUGAAGAAGCUCUGCAAGGGUCCAGCUUGGACAGGCCAAUUUCUUCUGAUGGAUCUGAAGUCUCGGCAGUCGACCGUCCACCGCCUUUGAUGCUAAAACGACCCUUCCCUAGUACUGGAGGCCAUAGGCUCUCAACAAUUGCAUCUGUAGAUACUUUAACUUCAAGCACCAAUACCAGCACCACUGCCAGGGAGACAUCAAGCCACCCCCUCACCCAGUCUGAACUGACCUCCCAGCUUGACGACGGGGACGAUGAUGCAGUCUCCGACUCCGAGAAGAGAGACAAAUUUGACCCCAGCUCCUUACCAGGACCAACACAACCAUUGAAGCGCCGACUAACCAAACAUUCGGAUCUCAUGUCUGUCUUAUCAAUCCCUGGAGGCAGAAGCCGCAGCAUACGGUCCGCGAGAAGCAUCCGUACAAACAGGAGCCGUCUAGCCAAUGCAACUGUGAGCGAUAUCAUGCGGGAGCUCGCAUCGGACGAAGUGAAGUAUAUGCGUGAAUUGAGGACCCUGGUCGGCGGUGUUAUUCCUGUGCUAUUGACUUCAAUCCUCUCUCGGGCGGAUUCAGCUAUUGCUGCCGGCCUGUUCCGACGUACAGCCGAUCCAGCUGACCAGGAAAACUUCACUCGGCCCAUUAUAAACAUGGGGGUUUCCCUGGAAAAACUCAAGGCUCUUCACAAACGGUUGCCACUGAACAACACAGACGCACUCUUGUCGUGGGCCGUAAGUGCCCAAAAGGUGUAUGCAGACUAUUUGAGUGCCUGGAGACUCGGAUUUCAGGAUGUUAUCGUUAACCUGGCACCCCCCGAUCCAGAGGACCCCCUCAAGGCUGAAACCCAGAGCUUGUGCGCUGGUAUGGCACAAGAUGAAAAUGGUGAUGUGAUUGAUGGAGAUGGGGAGAGGGUAGAUGUUGCAUUCUUACUGAAGAGACCCCUUGUCAGGUUGAAAUAUCUAUCGAAGACUUUUAAAGGUCUAAACUACGUCCAGCCAUCCCCCAAAGCAGGUGAAGUUGCAGAGACCUACCAGAAGCUAGUCACAGAUGCUCGACGGAGAGCAAAUGAAGAACGAUCCAGACUUGAAGAUGAUGCUGCAGCGAGCAUCGAUGCAUCCAGAGCUCGCGAUAUACAUACUCUAGCCAUUCUCAAGGAUGUGGAGGUUAAUCAGACUAGGAGGGUUCGUGCCCGCGACUUCUUUGACCUCUCCUUGCUACAUUCCACAGGACAACAAAUCGACUGCAGGGCCGAGUUACUACUCCGAGAUAAUGCACCUGGCGAAGCCCCUGGAGGUGAUCUUUUUAUUUGUGAGGUUGACGAGACGGACCGUUGGCUUCUGUUUCCCCCAAUUGAUUGUACCUGCAUCUCAGCCAGGAACGGAGACGAACAGGGAGAAAUUGUACUCAUGGUUCGCGCAUCUGCUGGAAAUUCAACCGAAUGGUACGAACUGUUGUCAUUUAUAACAGAUGACGAGCAAAUUGGUUUCGAAUGGGUACAAAUGAUUGGCCUCAAUCCUGUUCCGCCCAAGAUAAAUAGGUCUCUCAGCUUUGUUAACCGUGCAAAGGAGAGGAAGGAGAAACUGGCACAGGCACGUCAAGCCAGUCAUAACGGUACCAUUCCCAUCCGCGAUUACGACCCUUCUGAGGUUGAUGUGCCCAUUGGAGAGAAGGCUACUGUGGUUGGUGAAGAUAUUGGCCAUAAAAAGGAAUCCACCAGCAAUAAACAUGACGCUGCUCCCCCAACGACACCCUCCCGCGGCCCAGGAGAGACCGUAGAAUUAACAAGCAGCGUGUCACCAUUAACACUAAAGAGGUCCAAAGCAAACCGGCGGUCGAAGUACGAUUUUGCCUCACCAACCAGUCCAGUUUCCUCUGACAUCCAGUCACCCAAUAGGGAGUCGUCCAAUAGACCGUCCUCACCUUUGCUCUCCAAAGAAGACCGCCGUGGUCGUGAUAGGACUCCAUCGCCAACCUAUAGUAGCGGAGGCAAACAAGCAAAACGCCCGAUUGCAUCUCUGGUGCAACCUCACGGGCGCCGCUCCCUAUCACCUGUCCCAUCAUUGGAAUUCCCCACAAUUCCGAAGCUGAGAAAGAGCUCGAAGGAUUCACCUCCCACUUCACCGAAGAAUGUCCCCCUUCCCGCUUCUCCAGUUCAAAAGCCAGAGGAUAAGGUUGAACAAAGCACGCCUAGCAAGGGGAGGAAGUCUCUUGUUAACGGCGAAAAGCCCGCUAGGGCAUCCAGCGAUGACCAAGUGUCCAGCGAGGACGCACCUAUACCACCGCCACAUAGUACCCCUAGCCCGGUGUCAUCAAAACAACUCAAGAGCCCUGUUAUCAGCCCGCCAGCACCCCCCUAUGCACGUCACCGACGGACCUCAUCACCACUUAAGCACGAGUACGCUCCCUCAACAGCCUCAGAGUCUUCUGGGUCAGAUACAAGCUCUAUUCAUCGAUAUGAUGUUGAUUCAUCGUCCGAAACUUCAGACGAGGAAUUGGAGGACGAUGAUAUCCCAACUCCUUUACCACCCAUCACUCGCCGCCUUUCCAAGCGCGCACCACCGCUUGAGUCUGUGGAUGUUACCCCUACAAAUAGCCGACCAACUUCUGCGCACCGGUCCUCACCGAAAUCUAUCCAUAGCUCUUCCGACCGGGCGUCCAAAACGAUUGCAUCAGUAUUUUACUGGCACGACAAAGGAUCAUGGGAGCCACUUCACCUUAACGAAUGUCAUAUCAUUGUCUCUCCUGGUUUGAUUGAAGCAUUUGAGCUUGGUUCGAGCCACUCUAGACCAUCUAGCCAAGGCAAUGGAUCGGCCCCUGAAUCCACUCGACCAUCUGGGCGACCUUUAGUUGCUCUUGAGCUUACCCCCUUGGUACCAAUUCGGCGUGGAACAGCCAUCGAUAUAAGUAUUCGUUCUCCUCCCACUGCACGGUCCAAGGUUUCUUCUGGCAGCAAUGUUAUGUUCCGAUCCCGCAACCCAGAUGAUUGUGACAAGCUCUACGGCCUGAUCAACCACUCUCGUAUUAACAACCCAACAUACAUUGCUUUGCAAAACGCUGUGCCUUACCCCAGCCAGCCUACUUCAAUUUCAAGACAGAAUUCUACCCGAUCUACUAAGGGUGGCUGGUUCAGCUGGCAUGGUGGUUUCUCGAAGAGUAGUUACCGCGCAUCUACUGCACCACCUGCCUCCCUAGCAGCCGGAACAGAGAGUAGUGUCGGCACUAUGUCCAGUGCUUUCUCUGCACUGAAACGUUUUGGAGCUGGAAGCAAAAUGUUUAGCAUCGCAAGAUCAACACUUACCUCUCGCAACGGCCGUGACGACACAAGCUUAUACACCUCUACCUCAACCGGCUCAGGAUCAGGACGACGCAUCUCUUCAACUAACCCGGAAACUGCAAAGAUGGCAGCGGAGGGUGGAAUCGGCUUGACAAAUGCAAAAAUACGUCUAUACAUCCGUGAAUCAGCAGCGAAAUGGCGAGAUCUGGGAGCAGCAAGACUUACCAUUCUGCCUGCAGACCCUACUCCUUCAAAUACUCCCCCCAAUCACCCUGACGACCAAGAACCAAGCGGCACCUCAAGCCCACCAUCCGGCUCUGCUGGCGACCCUGCCGCACUUUUGGCCGGUAGAAACGGUGCACCAGUCAAGGACGAGAAACGUAUCCUGAUAAAAAGCAAAAUCAGUGGCGAGACUCUGGUCGACGCAUGCUUGGGUGAAAGUGCCUUUGAGCGAGUCGCUAGAACUGGAAUCGCAGUAUCCAUCUGGGAAGAAUAUGAUGGAAUUGCAUCUGAAGGCGGUGUUGUUGGUGGAUGCUUCAAAGUGUACAUGAUUCAGAUGAAGGGUGAAGCAGAGGCUGCAUAUACCUUUGGCCUUGUCGGCAAGUUGAGAUAUUAA
Molecule: messenger RNA, 5376 nt
Organism: Trichophyton benhamiae CBS 112371
Lineage: Eukaryota; Fungi; Ascomycota; Eurotiomycetes; Onygenales; Arthrodermataceae
Exons: 1
Coding region: 1-5376 (1791 amino acids)
Source: RefSeq, a predicted model, not a curated record